Mesorhabditis belari is the source of this 240-nucleotide messenger RNA. The record is from the annotation of a GenBank genome assembly. NCBI's taxonomy places the organism in Eukaryota, Metazoa, Nematoda, Chromadorea, Rhabditida, Rhabditidae.
AUGGUGCGAGCGAGCACCUGGAAGAAAGACCAGUCUAUGCACCACUUACCACCACAUUGCGUCCAUUUGAAGCUGGAGACUUUGAGGAUGAAGAUAGAGACUUCGAGGAUGAAUAUUUCGAUGAGGAAAGACCCUCUACUACACAACGGCCAAUCUACAGAAGUAGUCGACCGACAAUUCGACCCAGCUUCACCAGAAAUCCCUUUCAACCUGAUGAUCUCUGUUGCCCUAAUCGAUGUG